Hypomesus transpacificus is the source of this 4510-nucleotide messenger RNA. RefSeq names its product Rho guanine nucleotide exchange factor 15b (gene arhgef15b). Gene Ontology annotation, molecular function: protein binding; guanyl-nucleotide exchange factor activity. NCBI's taxonomy places the organism in Eukaryota, Metazoa, Chordata, Actinopteri, Osmeriformes, Osmeridae. The coding region runs from base 409 to 3411 and encodes 1000 amino acids. Gene Ontology annotation, biological process: activation of GTPase activity. The transcript has 16 exons. The record is from RefSeq and is a predicted model, not a curated record.
CUAUCCUUCCUCGCAUCCCACACAAGCUCGUAACAAAGAACCGGCAACAACGGAUGAUAAUGCUCCUGGAUUUAACAAACAAGCAAACAGCCACGAAACAAAAGGGAACAUUCGCCACAACCCGGCACGUUGUUUGGUGAUGUACGAUUGUGUUUACAUUGACUUCUGUAUAUUUUUUUGAAACCUCUCUCAAAUUUGGCGAAGUUGACUAUUUCGACCUGGAGACGACCUGUUAAAAAGAAAAAGCGAAACGUAUUUUUUACAGCAUAAACGCUCACUUAAAAGUUUGCUUUUGAUCAAUUGUGGCAACAAUGAUACCGCCACAAUGACCUUUCAUAAUGAAGCCUGACCUCUGAUUGGCCAGAGCCCUAAUUGGAACAUCCUCUGGAAUAAAAGCCACUCCCAAACAUGUCUAGUCCGGAACCUUCCAUAGGUCCGGUGUCCAUUGUAACCCCCCAAACAGAAACCAAACACAGACCACCUAUCUCUCAGAAACCCUCAAUGGACCUCCCUCCGGGACAGAAGGAUAGUACACUCCAGACUUCUGGAGGAAAAGUUAAGUGCAUCAUUGACAAAUUUAGCCUUCCGGAUGCUACACUAGCAGCAGUGGAGCCACCCACCAACGGUGCCUCCAAACGUAGCCCUAAGAAGAGUCCCAAGAGGGCCCCCACCGUCAAACCCAAACCGGUCCGUACCACUCUCCAGUCUCAAAAAACGGGGGACAAGGCCCCACCACUUCCUCUGAAGCGGAGUCUUAUUCUGCGGCAGCAGAGCAACCAGGCUAAGAAGGAGGCACUGAAAGAAGGCGAGGGCAGUGGGAUUGUUGCCAAUGUGGAAGGAGGACGAUCAGAGCCUGAUGGGAAGGAGGUGGACCUACAGCUGAUUGGAGGAGUGGAGGCAGAGGCGGAGCAUGCCUCGGACACGCCCCCGAGCCCCUGCUGUGACAGGGACUGCAGCUGUAUGUGCCACCUGCAGCGACCCGGCAUGAAACUGGUGUGGGUGCCCAUAGAGGAGGAGGAUGAAGAGGAACAAGAGGGGGAUGAGAGCGAUGGGGAGGAGAGAGGAGCGGAGGGGGAGAGCGAGGCAGAGGAGGAGGAGGAGGAGGGGAACGUGUUCUCCGGAGGGGAUGAGACUGAGGAAAGCGGAGGCAAGCUGAACAAGGCCAAGUUCCAUCAUGUUCUGGAUAUUCUCAUGGCUGAUGGGAGCAGGAGACUGUCCGACCCUGGACCCCAGGUGGUCUUGACCUCCUUCGCUCCUACAUGCCCAGGGUCUCCCCCUAUCCCCCCCAAACGGAUAUACUCAUCCAAACGCUGUCAGGAAGAGGAAGAAGAUAUCUACGAAGACAUUCUAGUCGUCGUGGAGCCCAAACCCAGAACUGACCCCUGUCGAGAAUUGGAUCUCCCUCUUAUUAGGGUUCGGAAACCCGCCAGGCGAUCCAAACUGCUCAGCAGCGAAAACUCGGACCCCACUUCCGACCAGGACUUGGCCUUAAGCACGGACGACAACCCGCCUGCCAUACCCCCACGGAUGCCUGUAGAGAAAAGUGCUCGCAUCCUCACAGCGGCACAGAGGGGGGGGGUAGCCUUGCCCCAGCCCACGGCCGAGGAGUGGCGCUCCCUACAUCCCUCGCCCCCUAACCUCUGUGCCAGUCAGGUGUCUCCCCAACGGGCAUCCAUCCCUGCCCCCAACAGCCCCAUCCUACCCGUCCGACCCCCCCCUCAACCCCCCAAGACCGGCAGAGACCCUCGGAGGCUGAGCAAUGUUUCCGUUCUGUCCAACACACAAGCUAAAGAACAAGAGGAGAACGGUCGGAACGAAGGAGAGAAAGAGGAGACGACUGAAAAACACUCCACACUGAGAAGAGGAUCCUCCAUUGAUUGGGAAUCCAGCCUACAGGACGAGCCUCUGUACCAGACAUACCGUGCCACAGUCAUUACCAAGGAGAUCCGCCGCCAAACCGUGUGCCGCAACAUCAGUAAGACCAGCGCCGACUACCCGACGGACUGGAGCACCCGGCGUUCAGGAUCAGGCCCGGGUCAGAGCACACUAUGGCAGGACCUGCCGGCCGUACGAGACAGUAACGUGCUGGAGACACUCAGCCCUGAGCAGUGCAAAUACCAGGAGAGUAUGUUUGAGGUGUUAACCUCAGAGGCUUCUUACCUGAGGUCGCUUCGGGUUCUCACCGAACACUUCCUGGAAAACCGUGACCUGGAUGAGGCCAUGAUCAUUCGCGACAGGAAGACGCUGUUCUCCAACAUCUUGCGAGUGAGGGAGGUCAGCGAGAGGUUUCUGAAGGACCUGGAGGAUCGCAUGGACGAGAGUCUGGUGUUCUCCGACAUCUGCGACAUCAUCCAUUAUCACGCCCAGCACAACUUCCCAGCUUACAUCGACUAUGUCCGCAACCAGAUCUACCAGGAGAAGACUUACACUAACCUCAUAAAAAACAAUGUCAACUUUGCCACGGUCAUCACCCAUCUACAGGAGUCUCCUCUGUGCCAACGACUGCCCUUCAUGUCCUUCCUCCUCCUGCCAUUUCAGCGAAUCACGCGCAUUAAGAUGCUCAUCGAGAACAUCCUCAAAAGAACAAAGGAGGGAACGGGCGAGGAACAGACCGCUUCCAAGGCCUUGGAGUCUGUGGCGAAGAUCAUAGAGGUGUGCAACACUGAGGUGGGGAAGAUGAAGCAGGUGGAGGAGCUGAUUCACCUCUCCAAGAUGCUGGAGUUUGACAAGCUCAAGGCCAUCCCUAUCAUCUCCCAAACACGCUUCCUGGAGAAGAAAGGUGAACUCCAGGAGAUGGUCAAAGGAGCCACGCUCUUCAGCAUGCGGGGCAAGUUCACUACUGUCCACCUCUUCCUCUUCAAUGACCUGCUAAUCAUCGCCAGCAAAAAGGGCCCGGAACGUUUUGUUGUCCUGGACCACGUCCACCGCUCCCUGGUGCAGGUUCAGCCAUUAGAAGAAGACGCCAGCCCCAGCUCUGUCUACGAGCACUGCUUCUGCCUGACCCUGCUGGAGAACCACCAGGGACGCAUGAUGGAGAGGAUGCUCAAGGCCCCUUCACAGUCGGACAUGCACAGAUGGAUCGCUGCGUUCCCUAACCCCUCGAACCCAGAUGGAGACGAAGAGGAGGUCAUAUAUGAAGACUGGGACUGCCCUCAGGUGCAGUGUGUGGAACAGUACAUAGCUCAGCAGACAGAUGAGCUGACACUGGAGCCUACAGAGAUCAUCAAUGUGGUGCGCAAAACCAGUGGGGGGUGGUAUGAAGGGAUCCGUCUUUCGGAUGGUCAGAAGGGCUGGUUUCCCAUAGGGAAUGUUCUGGAGAUAACCAACGAGCAUGUGAAGCGCCGGAACCUUCGAGAACGUUACCGGGUCAUACAGGCUGCCAGCGCAGUCACUAACAACAAGAACCGCUGAGCUACCACAGUGGAGCAUGAGAACAAUGUUAAAACAUGGAAAACUCUUCUCCAAAUUCCAGGACAUAGAAGGAAUAUUACGACAUCUUGAAAUGUAUAACUGAGAUUGUGAAUCAUCCAUUUAUGUUCUUUGGGAAGACCCAGAGAAAUUUUAGUCAGACAUAUGUUGACUGUAAAAUGAAAAACAUUCACAUAUCAUCUCAUUUCAAGAGCUGUAGUUUAUUUUAAACUUUUAAGAGAGUUAGAAUUUGAAAACAGAAGAAAUAAUGUUUUUGGAUCAGGAAAUUAUUUUAUUGGAGAAGGAUGACACCACAUUGGAUACUAGAAGUCUACUUGGCUUAGACAUUGCUUUCUGUUUGUGUUAUACAGUCAAGCGACAGAUUUGUGUGUACCAGUAAUUGAGGGAGUACCUGUUCUGCUGGUGUUAUGCAUGCCUGCUUGCAAAUGUUUUUGAAUUUUUAAGUCAUGCAGAUGGUUACCUCAGUAUGAGCUAGUGCAAUGUAAUGUAAAGUAUUCCACACACACCUUCUAAGUAUGAUGCAUAUUCCAGUUAAGAAAAAUGUGUCCUAACAACCUAUAAUAUUCUUUCGCACUCGUGGAACAUCCUCAUUCUUUUCAUACUGGAAGACCUCCAGGCCAACAAGGUGAACUUGAAAAUCCAGGACAAACACGCAGGUUCAGGAAACAUCUGGUGAGGAUCUGGGCAAGGACAUUGUUGAGCAAACUUAUCAUGAGACAAAUCAUUCUCAGAAAGUGCCUUCUCAAUUUCACAGAAUGCACAUGCCACAGACAUUGACAGGUUUGGUUAGUUGAAAACUAACGCAGAAUCUUUGAGAAACUAUGCUCCAUGUGUUUUAAAAGUAGGUAAAGGGACAGACUGUCCUGUAUGCCGUGGCUUUGUAGAUAUCUACAUGUUCAGUGAUUAUCUUAUUAAGAUUGAACUUAAGUGUUGUUGCACCGAGAGUCAGCAUGUUUAUUGCUUACUGUCAAGGGCUUGGAUUCUAUUCCUGGAUUUGCUGUAAAUGUAUCAAUGUUGUAUAUAUGUUUUAUCUGGGGGUUUCUCAUUUUAAGAAAUGGUCUUAAUAAAUUUUAAAAAUCCA